GUGUGUGUGUGUGUGUGUGUGUGUGUGUGUGUAGUUGAACUCUUCCUGGUUCAGUAGUUGCUGUAGUUGUCGUUGUCGUUGUUGUUGUCUUGUUGUUGUUGUUGUUGUUGUUGUUGUCGGAUCGUUGUAUUUCCGUUGGGAACAACCUGCUGAGUCAUGGUGCAGAGGACCGAACUGUAACUGACCGGUUACUGUCUGUUAACCAGCAGCGACCCGUCGGUUACUGAGCUAGCUGCUAGCUGCUAGCUGUCAUUAACAGGCAUGUUUGCGUCCUGCUGUAACUGGCUGUGCGUGGACUCUGUUGACGUCGAACCCUCGGGUGGAGAUGAGCGACAUCAUCGGUCCUACACUAACUCCGCCUUCAGCAGUCAGCCGUCUCCGCCUCCCCCUGAACACACCUGUAAGGCCUGCGGGGGGUGCUUCGACACGCCGGCCAAGAAGCACGUGUGCGUGGACUGUAAGAAGAACUACUGCAGCCGUUGCUCCGCCCAGCUGGAGCCCCGCCCCCGCCUCUGUCACACCUGUCAGCGUUUCUACGGCAACCUGCUGCAGCGGGCGGAGCUUAUGAAGCUGAAGGUGAAGGAGCUGCGGGACUACCUGCACCUGCACGAGGUCUCCACCCACCUGUGCCGAGAGAAGGAGGAGCUGGUGGAGCUGGUCCUUGGUCAACAGCCUUCACCAUCCAGCGACUCCGCCCCCGAGACCCCGAUCGCCGAGCUCCCCUCUGUGACCCCUGACCCUCCGGAUCUGACCCCUCCCAUCUCCACCUUGACUCCUGACCCCCCUCCCCCGACGCUGACCCCCGAGCCCCCCGCUGCAGAACCCGAAGCCCCGCCCCCGCCGACAGAGACCGCCCCCACAGAGCCCGACGUUCAGGACGAAGACCAGAACUGGGACCCGGAGGAGGCGCCGGUUUCGGGUCGCAGGGCGUCUCUGUCCGACCUGAGCUGCCUGGACGACAUCGAGGCGCUCAGCGUCCGGCAGCUGAAGGAAAUCCUCGCCAGGAACUUCGUCAACUACAAAGGCUGCUGUGAGAAAUGGGAGCUGAUGGAGAGAGUGAGCCGGCUGUACCAGGACCAGCAGAACCUCCUGGCCGCCAACGCUGUGAACGCUUCAGAGUCCGGCGGCGGACGCGGUCCUGCGGGUCCAGAGGAGAACCUCUGUAAGAUCUGUAUGGACUCUCCCAUCGACUGCGUCCUGCUGGAGUGCGGUCACAUGAUCACCUGCACCAAGUGCGGCAAGAGGAUGAGCGAGUGUCCCAUCUGCCGCCAGUACGUCGUCCGAGCCGUCCACGUCUUCCGGUCCUGAGCACGCCGACCCCUGACCUGCACCCAGGGUCGAGUGCCUCCAAAGCAAUAACCUGCAAACAAAUCCUCCUGAAGGGACCUUCUACAGAGACAGAAAAUGUUUUUAUUUUGUUAAUUCUAUUUUUCUCGUGCAAAUAAGAUGUGCGAUCCGUAUGAAGAAUGUAAGAAGUGACCUUAUCAGACUGCAGAGCUGCUGUUUGAAUAAAAACACUGAAUGUACAGACCGACUCUACGGGAGGCGGAUCACAUCUCUGAAUCACGAACUUUAACCUCAUCAACCGAGAAUCUUCUGUGCCUUCGCCAGCUCCUAACUCUGGUCCUGCUCGCUGUGAAGAAGGUCGGUUUAAAAAAAAAAAAAAAAACGGGAUCCAGUAAGGGAUCCUGAAACUGUAAGGGAGCGUAAACGGGUGAGGAGGGUCCACUCUGGCCUUCAUUAAGUCACCACAUCGCCUUUAACUUCCUGAGACACUCAGACUGUGAGACAGCCUCUACUUUGUUUACAGUCUGCAGUGAGUUUACACUGUAAAAAUAACUAGAUGAGGUUAAAAUCGAUUAAAAUUAGCGAACCUCUGAGUGUGCGCUUCUCUCAGCCUCAGUUUAAUGUUUACGCACCGAUAUCUGUGUAACACAACCCAAACUAGUAAUUAACUCUGUUUUCAGACCAGCAGCCAAUCAUAUGCCUUCAGAUCAGAUUAUCAGCAGGAUAAUGACCUCUGACCUCCGCCCAACCACGCACACUGAGCCCCGCCCCCAGCCUCAGGUGAUCGGGGCUACACCUGUCAUUCACACCUUUACCUGCAGACGCUCAGGUUAGCAUCCAGCAGCUGGAACAUGUCGACAGUCGAAUGUCUGGUAGAGCCGAACGCUGCUCAGUUUUCAGAUUAAAAACUCUUGAUAACUGGAUAAAGAACCAGAUCAGUGUCUUUACAAAUUCUAGUAACAACAAAUAUAUAUAUAUAUAAUAUUUUUUGACUCUAUUGUACUUUACAUUUUCACUUCAAACCUCAACUGUUUCAGGAUUAUAUUUCAGCAUUUAAAAUGAGAUGUAUGACUUGAUCCUUCCUAAGCCCCGCCCCUUUGUGUUGUCUGCUCCAAUAACAGUUGAGCAAGCCUCGGUUCCUCCUUCUCUGUACUUAGAUAUGCUAUAUGCUAAGCUAUUCUAUGUUUAAAAGAGAACCACAUUUUGUAUAUACCUCCAUGUUGAUUGUAUGAAAGUCACCUCAAUAGAAAUCCCAUUUCCACAUUCUUGUUCAAUCUCCUACAGCUAUAUCUAUAUACAGACAUAUAUAUAUAUGUGUAUAUGUAUGUAUAUCUGUAUCACAAAUGCUAACUAGCUGGCUAAUCUACAUUAAUCGUUAGUUAGCUCAGUGGUCCUUGAGUGGGUUGUAAGUUGUCUCCAGCAAAAGGAGGAAGAGAAUAUUUUCCAGUAUGGGCGGGGCUUAAGAACGGUCAAUUCAUUGGCGAAAAAGCAAUAAUCAGAAAAAUAUUUAUCUCAAUUUAUUCCUAUUUUUCUUUGAGCUUUAAGAACUCCCUUUCAGUUUAUCUAACAAGCCUUUGGAGACUGUCGAGUGUUUUAAUCCAUCAAAGAUCAGAUGCAGAAAAGUGGAAUUUGUCUACAAACAAACGUAUACAAUUCAAAAUAUGUGUGGAAUAAAAUAUCCAAUUACAAAUGAAUAAUUAAUGAAUAGAACUCAAUUCAAUAAAUUACUAUUUGUUCUGUUAUCAGUGCUAGGACUGCAAGUAUUUUCAAAUAACUGAUAAAAUAGUUUGGUCUAAAAUAUGUCAGAAAAAGUCUGAAGUGACGUCUUCAAAGGUUUGUCUGACCAACAAUCAAAAACCAAAAAUAGUCAGUUUAUUACUGUAGAAGACAAUUAAAAAGUGAAGCUGGAGCGGUUGUUAGAUUAGCAAAGAACAGUUGCAUUGAUGUGAGGCAUGUGUGAAAAAUUACACACUUAUCACCCUCCAUACAGCAGACUAACAGGAUCCACCAGGAGGCAGCAGACACAGGAAACACGCUGUCGCACACAUUUUUACUUGGUGCUAAGCUAGGCUAGCAGUUUCAAACUCUUCCCAGUCUUUGUGCUAAGCUAAGCUAACCAUGGACCCAGGGCUGUAGCUUCCCAUGAGGUCAUUGCCUCAUUAUUUUUUCUUUCAGGGACUUUGACAGAUUUUAUUUUUUGUAUUUUUUUAGCUGAUUCCAGUGUUUUUAAACUCAAAAUAUUCAUAUUUGUGACAAACUUUAACGCAUUAAAGGACUUCUUGCCAGUGUGGAGAAGCGUUGAGACAACAUUUAGCCUUUAAUUUUUGGAAAAUAAAAUAGUGAACGCUCAGUAUAAUCUGCUACUAAUUACAAGGAGAACAGAGAAACAGGUCUGAGACAGUUAUUCAGAGUUUAUGAGGUUGGGUUGAGUUUGUAAACACUUACAGAAAAUGUGAUGGAACCGCUUAAUUCCUGGCCUGGACCUAUCACUGGACAGAGAACAAGAGGGAUUCCUAAAUACUGAACAUGUCCUUUUAAAUCUACAUUAGGUGGGACACAAACAAUAGAAGGGACUAUUAUAUCCUGAGGGACACAACGUUUUUACCAGACAUGAUUUAACAGAUGCUUUACUGUUCUUUAAAAUCUACAUUAGGUUUAAUACAAACAACAGAGGCACCAGGACGCUUCCCUGAGGGACUCCACGUGUUAUUAAAGACAGAGAACAACAUGACGUAUUAAUCUUUACCAGCAGACCGUCUCUGUUUAUUGUUGAGCGAGGACUAGCAGUUAAACUCUGUGGUUUGAAGUCGACUUUGUGUCUUGUUGUAACACUGAUUGCACUAAUCUGUUGAUGCUGAAACAUUUUGAACUUUUUCAGUUGAUUUGUUUUGGUCGAAGAGUAUUGUUCUGGAAAGAUUAUGCAGGAUACAUAUUUUGUCUUUGUUUUUCUUGAGGUUUUGUUCUUGUGAGAUCAUUUAAAGAUUGAUUUUUUUGUUGUGAAUAUUUUAGAUUUUGAGUUUUUUGUGAUAUGAUGGUUGUUAGUACUUUUGGGAAUCACACUUUUCCUCUGUAACUCUUUCCCUUUCGGUUGUACAGUGGGAUCAUGCAAGCUCUCAUUAAGUUUCUCUGCACUUUGAUUUCUCUGCUACAGUAUAACUGAAUAAUGAUAAUAAUCACAGUUCUGUGAGAGUUUUAUAUGACCAAAGCUCCCAAAAUACACAAUCCCGUUCUCUUCUUCAGGUGUCUGUUAGCAUCUGUCGCUGUCUCCACUGAGACCAACACAGCUGGAAGCUAACGUCGGUUUGGUUUUAACUCCUCACAUACUUUUCAAAUACUUUAUGGUCUGUAAAAAAAAAAAUGAAUAUUUUAAAAAUUGAACAGAAAAAGAAGAAGCUUUAGUUUUCUGAGUGAACUUGCUGAAAUAUUUUGUAAUAAAACUGAUUUUCUCUCA
Molecule: messenger RNA, 4738 nt
Organism: Dicentrarchus labrax (European seabass)
Lineage: Eukaryota; Metazoa; Chordata; Actinopteri; Moronidae
Gene: rffl
Product: ring finger and FYVE-like domain containing E3 ubiquitin protein ligase
Exons: 8
Coding region: 262-1308 (348 amino acids)
Biological process (GO): proteasome-mediated ubiquitin-dependent protein catabolic process; negative regulation of extrinsic apoptotic signaling pathway via death domain receptors; protein K48-linked ubiquitination
Cellular component (GO): cytoplasm; plasma membrane
Molecular function (GO): ubiquitin protein ligase activity
Source: RefSeq, a predicted model, not a curated record